Molecule: messenger RNA, 1395 nt
Organism: Peniophora sp. CBMAI 1063
Lineage: Eukaryota; Fungi; Basidiomycota; Agaricomycetes; Russulales; Peniophoraceae
Source: the annotation of a GenBank genome assembly
AUGGCAGCCCAAAUAGCAACAGGGACGUCUGAAUUACGCGACAUAACAAAAAUGGAGCGCAUAGGCGCGCACUCGCAUAUUCGCGGACUCGGGCUCGACGACAGGCUAGAACCUCGCGCAAACUCCCAGGGUAUGGUCGGACAAGCCAAAGCGCGGAAAGCUGCAGGCAUGAUCUUGCGUAUGGUGCAGGAGGGAAAGAUUGCGGGGAGGGCUAUGCUUUUCGCGGGUCCUCCUUCCACAGGGAAGACGGCUAUCGCUCUGGGUAUGGCACAGACGCUGGGCUCGGACGUGCCCUUCACAAUGAUCGCCGCCUCGGAGGUCUUCUCGCUCUCCAUGUCUAAGACCGAAGCCCUCACACAAGCUUUCCGGCGGAGCAUAGGCGUACGCAUCAAGGAGGAAACUGAGAUUAUUGAGGGAGAAGUUGUCGAGAUCCAAAUAGACCGUAGUUUGACUGGUGCCACAAAAACUGGCAAACUCACGAUCAAAACCACGGACAUGGAGACUAUCUACGACCUUGGUACCAAGAUGAUUGACGCGCUUACGAAGGAGAAAGUUCUCGCAGGAGACGUCAUCUCCAUCGACAAGGCGUCGGGCAAAGUCACGAAGCUUGGUCGUUCAUUUGCGCGGUCGAGAGACUACGACGCGAUGGGUGCAGACACAAGAUUCGUACAAUGUCCAGAAGGCGAGGUGCAGAAACGCCGCGAACUCGUGCACACCGUCUCACUACACGAAAUCGACGUCAUCAACUCAAGAACGCAAGGUUUCCUCGCACUCUUCGCUGGAGACACAGGCGAGAUUAAGCCUGAGUUGCGCAACCAGAUCAAUACGAAGGUGGCGGAGUGGCGAGAAGAGGGCAAAGCGGAGAUCAUUCCCGGCGUUCUCUUCAUCGACGAAGUGCAUAUGCUAGACAUUGAAUGCUUCUCCUUUCUCAAUCGUGCACUCGAAAACGACCUCUCUCCGCUCGUGAUAAUGGCCUCCAACCGCGGCAUGGCUCGCAUCCGCGGCACAAAAACGCGCUCGCCACACGGUUUACCCGUUGACUUGCUCGACCGCGUCUUGAUCGUCAGCACAAAACCUUACUCCGAAGACGAGAUUGCCCAAAUCAUCCAGAUUCGGUGCGAAGAGGAGGACGUGACAUUGACGCAAGAGGCGUUGGACGCGCUCACGCGGAUGAGCACGCAGACAACGCUGAGAUAUGCGUUGAAUCUUAUCAGUUGUGCUCAGGUGUUGGCAAGGAAGAGGAAGGCAGAUAAAGUCGAUGUUGAGGACCUGAGGAGAGGUUACACAUAUUUCAUGGAUGAGAAGAGGAGCGUGCAGUGGUUGAAGGAGCAGCAGGGGACGCUAUUGUUUGAGGAGAUCGAUGAUGAGAAGGAUGGGGCGAUGGACAUGUCUUGA